Kockovaella imperatae is the source of this 495-nucleotide messenger RNA. RefSeq lists its product as hypothetical. The record is from RefSeq and is a predicted model, not a curated record. Lineage: Eukaryota; Fungi; Basidiomycota; Tremellomycetes; Tremellales; Cuniculitremaceae. The transcript is spliced from 3 exons. Bases 10 to 471 code for a protein of 153 amino acids.
CAACCGACCAUGACAACAGAACAGCAGCGAGAGGCGAGGUCAUCCGCUCCGUCUGAUUCAGCCCAUCCAUCCUCGGCUCUCCAGCUUGGAUCCCUCCUCCCUCAGGCCAAUACAUCCCACCAUUCCCUCCUGGACGCAGUGAUCGGUCCCUCUCAGCAGAAGAAGCAGCCGCCUCAGCUCCCUCAAGCGGCCGACGAUCCUCAGACUCGCAGUCGGAACACAAGUGGCAGCCAGGACGCGACGAGCUUUGGGACAAGUACGGAAAAAUCUUGGGACGUCCUCAGUGAUGCGAGCGUGCGGGUGAACCGGGACACGUCGAAUGGAGGAGCGGUCGAGGAGCUCCAGAAACAGGUGGACAAGCGCAAGUCCCAACUUCCUGCACUCGAGAUUGAGCUCGCCGCUCUCGAGGCAAAGAUCAAAGAGGCCGAGGAGCGUUUGGCCAGAGCGAAAGCUCAAGCUCAGACCGGAUGAUAGCUGUGCAUGUAACCCUCCUCC